CGGAAGUGCGCGAGGAGGGCGGGCUAGCGGGAGCGCAGCUCCUUUGCCGCCCACAUCCGAGCUCGCGCGCGCAUGAUGGCGGGGGGGCGCGCCGCCGAGCUGAACGGACGUUGAGGGAGGCGGCCACUGAUCAUGAGAUGUUUCCACGAAAUCUACCUCAGACCUCACUUUUGCUCAUUAAUGUGCUGCAUCAUUACAAAUCUCAGCAGCUCUGCAAACACUCUUGAAAAAGUCUUGAGAAAACAGAUUGUGAUACCAAAUCAAUGCGUGAUGACCUAGUAGUAGGUUGAAGUCUGAAACAUUCUUGAUACACCAGUCCAAGAUAACACUGCCUAAUGUAUCAAUACAAUUUCUAAACGCUACAAACAUCUGCAGUUUCUUCUUGUUACUCCAGAAACUGAUUUCUCCUGCAGAAAGAUCCUUGCUUCUCUAAUCUGGUCCUGGAAAUAUUAAUGGAAUACAGUCAUGUCUACUCAGGACGAAAGGCAGAUCAAUACCGAAUAUGCAGUAUCCUUGCUGGGACAGUUAAAAUUGUUCUAUGAACAGCAAUUGCUAACUGACAUAGUGUUGAUUGUUGAGGGCACUGAAUUCCCCUGCCAUAAGAUGGUUCUUGCAACAUGCAGCUCCUAUUUCAGAGCCAUGUUCAUGAGUGGGCUAAGUGAAAGCAAACAAACACAUGUACAUCUGAGGAAUGUGGAUGCAGCCACUUUACAAAUUAUAAUAACUUAUGCAUACACGGGUAACUUGGCAAUAAGUGACAGCACGGUAGAACAGCUUUAUGAGACUGCUUGCUUCUUACAGGUAGAAGAUGUGUUACAGCGAUGUCGAGAAUAUUUAAUUAAAAAAAUAAAUGCAGAGAACUGUGUGCGAUUAUUAAGUUUUGCGGAUCUCUUCAGCUGUGAAGAGUUAAAACAAAGUGCUAAGAGAAUGGUAGAGCACAAGUUCACCGCUGUAUACCACCAGGAUUCUUUCAUGCAACUAUCACAUGAUCUGCUGGUAGAUAUUUUAAGCAGUGACAAUUUAAAUGUGGAAAAAGAGGAGACAGUUCGUGAAGCUGCUAUGUUAUGGCUGGAAUACAACACAGAAUCACGAUCACAGUAUUUGUCCUCUGUUCUUAGCCAAAUCAGAAUUGAUGCACUUUCAGAAGUAACACAGAGAGCCUGGUUUCAAGGAUUACCACCUAAUGAUAAAUCGGUGGUGGUGCAAGGAUUAUACAAAUCUAUGCCCAAAUUUUUCAAACCAAGACUUGGUAUGACUAAAGAGGAGAUGAUGAUAUUCAUUGAAGCUGCUGCUGAAAAUCCUGGUAGUCUUUACUCUUCUGUCUGUUACAGCCCCCAGGCAGAAAAAGUUUACAAGCUUUGCAACCCUCCUGCCGACUUGCAUAAGGUUGGGACACUUGUAACUCCUGAUAAUGAUAUCUAUAUAGCAGGUGGCCAAGUUCCUCUGAAAAACACAAAAACCAAUCACAGUAAAACUAGCAAACUUCAGGCUGCCUUCAGAACUGUGAAUUGCUUUUACUGGUUUGAUGCACAGCAAAACACUUGGUUUCCAAAGACUCCAAUGCUUUUUGUUCGUAUAAAGCCUUCCUUGGUCUGCUGUGAAGGAUACAUCUAUGCAAUUGGAGGAGAUAGCGUAGGCGGAGAACUCAACAGAAGAACUGUUGAAAGAUAUGAUAGUGAGAGAGAUGAAUGGACCAUGGUAAGCCCGUUGCCUUGUGCAUGGCAGUGGAGUACAGCGGUAGCUGUUCAUAACUGCAUUUAUGUAAUGGCACACAACUUGAUGUACUGUUAUUUUCCCAGGUCGGAUGCUUGGGUAGAAAUGGCUAUGAGACAAACUAGUAGAUGCUUUGCUUCUGCUGCUGCUUUUGGUGACAAAAUAUUCUAUAUUGGAGGAUUGCAUAUUGGCAGCAAUUCUGGUAUAAGACUCCCAACUAGCACCGUAGAUGGGUCUUCUGUAACUGUGGAAGUCUAUGAUGUGAAUAAAAAUGAAUGGAGAAUGGCAGCUAAUAUCCCUGCCAAGCGGUAUUCUGACCCUUGUGUUAGAGCUGUUGUAAUCUCCAAUUCUUUGUGUGUCUUUAUACGAGAAACUCACAUGAACGAGAGAGCCAAGUACGCCACCUACCAAUAUGAUCUGGAGCUCGAUCGGUGGUCUCUACGACAGCAUAUAUCGGAACGUGUGCUCUGGGACUUAGGAAAAGACUUCCGAUGCACUGUGGGAAAGCUGUAUCCAUCUUGUCUUGAAGAGUCCCCAUGGAAACCUCCAACCUAUCUCUUUUCACCAGAUGGGGCUGAUGAGUUUGAGCUGGAUGGGGAAAUGGUUACUCUACCACCUGUAUAGCUCCCCACUUAAAGACUGCACACCUGCUUCUGGGCUCACUUAUUUGAAAUGAAACUUUAAUGAAAGAACAGAGCUGGAAAUUAAAACAUUAAACCGGUCUUUCAUAAUUGUAUUUUUAUGCCCUACUUAUCAUUUGCAGUCAUUCAGUAUCAACCAGUGACUCUAAGCAGAUAUGCUUCCAUAAUCUGAGAUACUAUCUGAUAAUUGAGAGAAACCUGUAUGUAUAUCAUGAGCUUAAGCAUCUGACUACUGUCUGAAGAAUUGAUUUCUAGUCCUAUGAACUUUCAGUUCAAGAAAAAUUACAAAAGCAGUUACUGUUGCUAGCAUGGUAUGUCAAAACUGAAAAUAUCUUCCAGUUAUAUUUGAACUACUUCUGGAUAUACUACUAUAGUGCUCAUUAUAUAAUUUGCGUGGCCUAAGUAAUGGAAUGUGCUGCACUUAACACCAAUUUCCAUAUUGGUAUAGUAAUGCCAUUUAAAUGAAUAAACAAAUCCCAUGGAUCUACCUGUGGUAGGAAGGGUAGAUCUUCCAUUGUAUGGUAACAUGCAGGGCAAAAUGGCUGCAGGUUCAGUCAAGGUGUAUAUUAGGUGCAUGUGUUCUAUUUUCACUAACUUAUACCUGUCUGUUUAGAAUACAGGUCUUCCAAGCAGCUGGUGGAUUACCAGAUGUGGACUUAAAUUGCUGGGCUUGCAAUAGGAAUUGCCAGCCACUCAUAGUGCGGGUCUGUGUGGAGUUUUAAUCAUAAAUGCCUCCACAUUCUGUAUUACAGUAACAUUGGCUCAUGUAUAUUACUUCCUGCUGCUGAUGUAUUUUUCCAAUGUAAAACAAAGUUUUAGUGUGGAUUAACCAGGUCUUUAUUUUUUGUUAAUUUAAUAACAAGCAUUACUGUAGUGUGAUUGUGUAUAGAUAUCCCGUAGCUAUCAGGUUUUUUACUUUUUUUGGAGGGGAGCGAAUUGUUCAGGAAUAUUCUGUAUGCUGUGUGCAGGAGAGCAGAUGACUAGUGCUGCUCUGGCAUUAAUCCCAGGAACCACUAGCAGUAGCGGGGCGCCGCCAUUCUAACAUGAACACAGGUGCUUCAUUACAACCUUACUAGCAUGUUCAGCUGCAUCAUGUUCUGGCACUGUAUUUUGAAUGACAUUAAUUUAUUAAAAAAACUGAAUCUAAA
Molecule: messenger RNA, 3502 nt
Organism: Pelodiscus sinensis (Chinese soft-shelled turtle)
Lineage: Eukaryota; Metazoa; Chordata; Testudines; Trionychidae
Gene: KBTBD2
Product: kelch repeat and BTB domain containing 2
Molecular function (GO): protein binding
Source: RefSeq, a predicted model, not a curated record